CUGCAGCCAGAGCUGGGGGCGGACAGGCGGGCUGGGGCCAGCGCUGCCCAUUGGCUGCCUCUGGCUCCCGCCCCGCCCGCCUCCAGAGCCUGCGGCUCCCGAGCCAGCUCCUGCCGCUCCGGCGGCUUCUCAACUCCCCGUGCAAGCGCCUCCCCACCGGGCCAUGGCGAGCUGUGACCGGAUUGGAGUGGCCCCCGCCAUGGACAUGCCUGAGGUCCUCAAGUCCCUGCUGGAGCACUCUCUGCCUUGGUCAGACAAGAGGACAGAUAAAGAAAAGGGGAAGGAGAAGCUGGAGGAAGACGAGGCGGCGGCGGCCAGCACCAUGGCGGUGUCGGCGUCGCUCAUGCCGCCCAUCUGGGACAAGACCAUCCCGUACGACGGCGAGUCCUUCCACCUGGAGUACAUGGACCUGGACGAGUUCCUGCUGGAGAACGGCAUCCCCGCCAGCCCCACACACCUGGCCCAGAACCUGCUGCUGCCCGUGGCCGAGCUGGAGGGGAAGGAGUCGGCCAGCUCUUCCGCCGCGUCCCCGCCCUCCUCCUCCACCGCCGUCUUUCAGCCCUCGGAAACCGUGUCCAGCACAGAAUCCUCGGUGGAAAAGGAGAGGGAGACCCCCAGUCCCAUCGACCCCAACUGCGUGGAGGUGGACGUGAACUUCAACCCCGACCCCGCAGACCUGGUCCUGUCCAGUGUGCCAGGCGGGGAGCUGUUCAACCCGCGGAAGCACAAGUUCGCCGAGGAGGACCUGAAGCCCCAGCCCAUGAUCAAGAAGGCCAAGAAGGUCUUCGUUCCCGACGAGCAGAAGGAUGAAAAGUACUGGACGAGACGCAAGAAGAACAACGUGGCUGCCAAACGGUCCCGGGAUGCCCGACGCCUGAAGGAGAACCAGAUCACCAUCCGGGCGGCCUUCCUGGAGAAGGAGAACACGGCCCUGCGGACGGAGGUGGCCGAGCUGCGCAAGGAGGUGGGCAAGUGCAAGACCAUCGUGUCCAAGUACGAGACCAAGUACGGGCCCUUGUAACCGCGUGCCCUGCCCGGGCGCCACUGCCCGCUCCUCAGCCUGCUGGGGGCUCCCUGACCCCACCCGCGUGUGGAGACUUCGGACACUUCCCGGGCAGCUGGCGGGGCCCUGCGCCAGGAGCGUUCAUGUUCAAGCUUCAUUGUCACGCGGCCGUGGGCCUUGAGAGCGCCGUGGCGUCUCCUCCCGGCGGGCCCUGCUGAGCCAGGCGGGACCUCGAGCUCGGCUGCCUGGCUCCAUCCCUCCGUCCUGGGCAGCCGCCUGGCGUCACAGAACGAGCCCUGAAGGCUGCGGCCCGCUCGUCUUCUCAGGGAGCAGGGCAUGUGUCCUCGGGGGCUCCUAGGCCUCCCCAGAAAGUCUCUGAGAGAAACAUCCACUUUUGAGAGACACCCCCGUCCUUCCUUCCGCCGGGUCUGGCAGGAGCAGGUGGGAGCCUGCAGGGGCACCAGGCGUGGGCCGCGUUCACCCCCUGCCCCCGGCUCUGACGUGCUCGUCUGCUGUGGGAGAGAGACCCUGCAGCCUGGCUCUGAGCCCCGGUCCCCAGCACAGGGACCCUUUCCUCGCCCCUCGGUCCCCGGGGACGGGGCCUCCAGGCCUGCUGUUCCUUUGCACGCAGCCAUCGGCCCAGAUCGCGGACCGACCGCGCACCCCCGCCCCGGAGCCCAGGCUGCGCCUUCCUGCAUGGAACCCACUGCCUCCACGCGCGGCCCCUCCCCCAGCCUGGCGGCCCCUGGAACACUACCCUGACGGCAGGCCCCUCCGUCGGGCCGGGAGCUGUGGCCUCUCCAAGCUGCUCCUUCCUCCGGGGGGGCCCCGGGAGAUGCGCCGAGGUGAGCCCUUGCGCCCCGGCCGCAUGUACAUACUCGCUCAGGGCUACGGCUGUGGUGAGGACCGUCCCGGGGCCGGGCCCCUUUGGGCAGGCCACUGGCCUUGUGGCAUGCGUGGUCCUGGGCCCGAAGGACUUUGCUGACAGAUGUUAAGGUGGGGGGGUGGGGCCCUCCCGGCGCCGCCCUGGGGACCUGCACACCUGUCUCUGGGCAACUGACAAGGGUCCCCUCUGGCGCCUGACGAACUGUGGUUCUGUACAAACCACGCACACACUUUCUCUUGGGUAACCACAUCCGGCAUGUCAGUGUCCGCCCGGCGCCCCCUCCCUCGGCCAGCAGCUUCCCGGGGGUCUCUCGCGGUGUUCCUGGGAGGGCCACUCCCACCUCAAAGCGCUUCCUGUUCCGUGGCCAGGAAUUGUCUGGUUUGUGUUUUUUUUUUUUUCAGUUUCACUCUUUCAAGCCUAGAAACGAGUCUCCCUGUGGCGCCUCCCUGGGCACUGCGCCGGGACAGUGGCCCUCGGGCUCUCCGUUUUGUCCCCUCCCGGCGGUGAGCGUCUGGUUCCUUCCCAGAGUGCUGGCAUGAACAGAGUGGCCCUGGGCGCGGGGGCCGUCGCCGUCCCUCCCUUCCGGCCAGUCCCCGGGCCCGUUGGGUUUCUGUCCUGGACUGGGGAGUCCCCCGGACGUCCUCGUGGGCCCUGUCCAUCUCGGGGCCAGUAGCCAAAGACAGAGCUCCCGUGCUCGGCCCUCUGCUGUCCCUUGCGGAGCACCGAGGCGAGAAGAAGAGCAAAGGGCUUCGCGGGGCUCCUCCCUCGGCGCCUGGCAGCCUCCCGGCCUCCGCGAUCAGACCAGUCGCGAACGGCCUGGACGGCGGCGGGCAUUCCCGCCCGCGUGGCUGGGGAGAGGCGUCCGCAUUCACCGCCGUCGGGGCCCGGCCGGCAGGGGGAGGGCACUGGGCAGAGACCCUACGGUAGCUGAGGUGGCCCGGGUCGGGCACAAGGGCUGGAGGCAGCCCUGGGAGGCUGCUUCCUGGCCGGCGUUGGCAGCGGUCCAGGGUUCCGGGGACUCGGGGCCCCCGUGUUCCUUUGACAUCUGUUCAUUAAGUGCAAUAACUUUUUCUAGAAAAUGGCACAGAUGACUUCCAGGUGGACGUAGCUGUCGGGCGCGGGGCUGCAGAACACCACUUGGUUUUAUUUUUCUAGGUGCAUGUGAUGCUCGAGUGUGCGGGGGCCCCCGCAGUCCCCCGGGCGAGGGCGAGGCGAGUGCAGCCCGUUGGCCUUAGUGCGUGUGCGUGUGCGAGUGUGUCCCGGCGGUGGGCCUGAGCGGCGCGCAGGAGGGGAGCUGGGAGUGCGUCCUUUUCAGAAUAAAGCGAUAUUUUGAGACGAGAA
Messenger RNA from Sorex araneus (European shrew), 3230 nucleotides. It is a transcript of the gene TEF, whose product is annotated as TEF transcription factor, PAR bZIP family member. Gene Ontology annotation, biological process: regulation of transcription by RNA polymerase II. The record is from RefSeq and is a predicted model, not a curated record. The coding region runs from base 164 to 1021 and encodes 285 amino acids. Gene Ontology annotation, molecular function: DNA-binding transcription factor activity, RNA polymerase II-specific; RNA polymerase II cis-regulatory region sequence-specific DNA binding. The transcript is spliced from 4 exons. Lineage: Eukaryota; Metazoa; Chordata; Mammalia; Eulipotyphla; Soricidae. Gene Ontology annotation, cellular component: nucleus.